AUGGGCAACUCACUGACGCACGCCGUUAACCGCGGCUCGACGGCCUUCAGUAACCAUAGCAACAACAAUAACAUAAAGUCGCGCGCCUCUACAACACCCAGAAAUCAAAAGUCACGCUAUCACUCGACACUCGUUGAUGGUGACUAUGACGACGACUAUGCCCCACCACACAAAUCGAAAACAUUGCCAGCGCGCCAUAGUCGCCGACGCCACGAACACAAUACGACAACUAAUGACAUUCACGGUCAUGGACGCAGUAAAACGCCGCCACCGUCAGCGCCGCCGAAUGGCGAAACAUCGCGUAUGCUCUUUCUACUCUAUCUGAUACAUCGCACCUGGAAUGUGGUGGUGGAGACGGUGGAUACGCGUAGCAAGCGAUCGCGACGCAGCGCACCUGCCUCGGAACGUCGUAAUAAGACGCGCUCAAACUCUCUGCAUUUGUACACGGAACGUGAGCUCAGCUGUUCGAAUAGUGAUGGCGAUUGUUCCAUACACAUCACCGAUUUGGAUGAGCCAGAGGUGGCCUCCUCUUUUUGCUGCUCACAAUAUUCCUACUGCAGCUGCAGUUAUUGCUUCGAUGCUAAUCAAAAUGUUUACAAUUCCAUUGGUGAGGGAGAGGAUUGCUCAUUGGAUUCGAUUUGCGAGCGUACUUUUUCAAAGUGUGGCAGUGACAUCUCCGCCUAUUAUCAACAGCGUUACGCGCCCACCAUACAGCAACAACUACAACAAGAGCUGCAGGAGAAGUUGCCACAGCAUAAACUCCAGCACAACAAUCGUCACCAUCAAAAGCGCAGCAAUCAUUUAAACGGUUAUUCGAUGGCGCCAAGCGUUUGUCAAAAUUCACCAAAAUUAACAGCAGCCGCUGCACAUAGUGCCACCAUGACCACCAGCACAACGAUUAUUGGUAGUGGUGGUAGUGGUGGUGGUGGUGGUGGUGUUGGUGGUGGUAUUGGUGUUGGCGGUGUAGGUGGUGUAGGCACGACAAUCUCUGCACCAUCCAUUACGCAGAAGAGCAAUUGUGGUGGCAGUAGCAUUAACGGCUCGAUGGCUUCGUAUAAAAUGUCAAGUUCGGAGAAUAGCUGGUCACAGCCGGUUUUCAAUAAGGAGAAUCAACGUCCACCGGUAUACAAUCCCGAAGACUAUGUACAGUCGCUGAAAAAAUUCGGCAAACGUCAGAGUGGUCAAACUGUGCGUUCAAUUUAUGAUAAUACAAAUGAAACAAAAACAAAUGGAAAUAAUAAAGAUGAAAAUACAAAUCACAAAUCCUCAACAUUACCACACAAGCAUGCGGAGUACAAGAGUCCGAUACCGACUGCGCCUGAAAGUGAUGGCGAGAUGUCCUUGCGGCAGUUCGCUUCGGUAACUGAUUUGCUAACUAAAUUGCGUGCAGAUUUACGUGUCUCUUUUCCAAGCUUUGUUCAAGAAUUCGUCGCCACACCCUCGGACGGCAUAAGUCUACUACUCGAAGUGCUACGCGCCAUACAACUCUCACAAAGCAGUAAUUCCGCCAUGACACCGAAUCAAAUGACAGCCUCAAUGCCACGCAAUCCGCAGUCCUAUCAGCGCCGCGCGCUGCUUGACGAGCUGGCUUGUCUUCAAUGUCUCAGCAUUUGCUGCUCACGCUCUUUGGAUGCCACCGCGCGUUUGGGCACUACGCCAGUCGGUCUCAUGCCUUUGGCUUCCUCGGCGACGGGUCAGGGCAUACGCGCACGCAUCUUGGCCAUGCAGCUGAUGUCUGCUGCUUGCGAUAAAACCGCACUGGGACAUGGCUCUCAGAAGUCAGUCACUGCUGGUCAUACGGCCGUAUCGGAGGCUAUGUCAACAUUACGUUUACGUUGCAGUGAGCCGGUACGUUUCCGCUUACUCGUUGGUAUGCUGAAUAGUGGUGGCGGCUCAGGUGAGCUGCAAGCUGUGGGCGUCAAAUUUAUUAAUUCUUUCCUGGAGAGCUCCGAGAGUCUACAGCAGCGUUUGUAUCUGCAGGCGGAAUUAUUUCAAGCCGGCUUCGAGCCAGGUUCUCUAGCAAAGACCAUAUCACCCGCUUCCUCGUGGCAUGAAAAUCUACGUAAUGAGAUCAAACGCUUUCACGAGCUAUAUGUGGACGUUGAUAAAAUGAUUAUACAGGCGCGUGAAGCGGACAGAGUGCGUAGUCAAAUGGUCAUACUGGAGCGACGCGUGCAGAUCCUACACGAAGAGAAAGCGGUGCUCACCUCCAUGGAACGGCGCCUGCAAGAACGUUGCGCUGAGUUACAGCGUGAGAUCUUCCGCCUGCAGGGCGCACAAAAUGAGAAUACCUUCAAGUCUCUAGACAAACAACCAGUAGCAUUGCCACGUCAUGUACCGCCUGGUAAAAAUGAAAGCGAACAUGAGGAUGAGGGCAUCAGUAGCUCGGAGACGGGACCAUCACUCAGCCCAGUGCCUAUAUUGGUGUUACCACAGAAAAGCAGCGCUUCCUUGCCAAGUAAGCAACAGCAUAAGAGCAAAUCCAAGUCACCAGACAAUUCAAUGGGCGAUAGUGGUGUGGCAACUGGUACCACUGCAACCACCAUUGAGGAUGUCAUGCAAGAGUUGGAUCAUGUUGUAAGUGAAGCUGAGAAGCAAAUAUCUUCCCAACAACUACAACAACAACAACACCAGCAAAUUAAACAGCAAUUGAGUGACUCAAAGACAACUAAGGAGAAGGACAUUGUGCCGGUAAACAUAGUGCCGCAACCGCCACGGAAAUCACGUUCGCUUGCGCACCUCGUCUCGCAGGCUGAUGGCUCUGAGUUGGACGGCUCCGAAUAUGGCAUGUUAAUGCUACAGAAUCACGGUGAUACCGGUGCCGUUGAGCGCGUAACAGCAUUGCAAACAUUUUUCGAUGAAACGGACUAUGAUCCGCCGGAAAUAGAAAAGCCAUAUAGUAUUGACUCGCCUGAUAUACCUGAGGUGAGUGCAAACACCACCGCAUACAAUGCGAGCACGACACGUGAACUGCUCGAUGUCAUAAUGAAUGCGCGUCACAGUGACGAUGAUCCGACAAUGAAGGCAUUUCGUGAGGCGAGCAAUCAACAGCAGCACCAACACCCACACCAACAUCAACACCAGCACCAGCAUCAUCAUCACAACAACAAUGCAACCACAUGCGUCAGUAAACGCCAGAGCAUGUCCGCCGUAGCGCCGCCACCACCACCACCUCAACUGGCGGCGAAGAAACCACAAGCGCCUGCCCAACAUUUCAACGGCGUCUUCUUUAUGACGGGCAUGAAUACACCACAAAAGUAUCCAAAACCAGAUGUGACUGCAGCGCUACAAGCGCGUCGCGUUACCAAGAAUGUUGAGCGUCUAGAAGCAGCAUUCGCAUCCACCAGCCACGAAUCAUUACUGGAUGGCGGCAGCGCAGCGCCAUUAGUGCAUCAAGUAGUGCGUGAAAAAUCUCGUAGCAAUCAACAGAUCUAUUUCGGCAGUAAUCCCGCCAUGCGCUUAAGCAGCGGCAGUAGUGGUGGAGGCGCGGCAAAUAGCGGCAACAACGUGACGGUGGUAGUGCAGCAAAGCAGCAACUCACAGGGCGGUGGCGCGCUGCGCUCGCGUUCAUGCGCGCAAGCUUCAAAGGUGACCGAUACGCUGUCGGGCUUGUACUGAAUGUGGUGGAGAGUGUUGGGUGUAGUUAAAGGAAAUUUUGGCGUAUUGUGGAGAGUGUUGGCGGCAUUUAACUAAUACUUUGAGUUAAGUCAUUGAAAUCUGUUAGAUUUUCUUAUUUGAAUUUAUGUAACGUUAAAACGAUAUUUGUUUUUAAUAUAUUCUAUUAAAAAAUUCA
Messenger RNA from Ceratitis capitata (Mediterranean fruit fly), 3793 nucleotides. RefSeq lists its product as uncharacterized. NCBI's taxonomy places the organism in Eukaryota, Metazoa, Arthropoda, Insecta, Diptera, Tephritidae. The coding region runs from base 1 to 3618 and encodes 1205 amino acids. Gene Ontology annotation, biological process: regulation of cell shape; cortical actin cytoskeleton organization; cell migration. The record is from RefSeq and is a predicted model, not a curated record. Gene Ontology annotation, cellular component: cytosol. The transcript is spliced from 10 exons. Gene Ontology annotation, molecular function: actin filament binding; small GTPase binding.